This is a messenger RNA of Dryobates pubescens (Downy woodpecker), 2946 nucleotides long. RefSeq names its product EYA transcriptional coactivator and phosphatase 1 (gene EYA1). The transcript is spliced from 18 exons. Gene Ontology annotation, biological process: multicellular organism development; negative regulation of extrinsic apoptotic signaling pathway in absence of ligand; cell differentiation. NCBI's taxonomy places the organism in Eukaryota, Metazoa, Chordata, Aves, Piciformes, Picidae. Gene Ontology annotation, molecular function: protein tyrosine phosphatase activity. The coding region runs from base 127 to 1896 and encodes 589 amino acids. The record is from RefSeq and is a predicted model, not a curated record. Gene Ontology annotation, cellular component: nucleus.
GCAAUUUGCAGCCGGGUGCCGCUGCCGGGCAGCCGCCGGGCCUGAAUCGCAGCCACGAACGUCCUGCGGAGUGUGAAGAAGUCCCAGACUGGUUCAGAUGUUGCUGUUUCCUCAGGCUUCAGGUCUAUGGAAAUGCAGGAUCUAGCCAGCCCACACAGUCAACUCAGUGGUAGUAGCGAAUCCCCCAGUGGUCCAAAACUCGAUAACUCUCGCAUAAACAACAAUUCCAUGACUCCCAAUGGCACAGAAGUUAAAACAGAGCCAAUGAGCAGCAGUGAGAUUGCUACUACUACUACUACCACGACAGACGGGUCUUUAGACAAUUUCUCAGGAUCAGCAAUUGGAAGCAGUGGUUUCAGCCCAAGACAAACACAUCAGUUCUCCCCGCCACAGAUUUACCCUUCCAACAGACCAUACCCACAUAUUCUUCCUACCCCCUCUUCACAAACCAUGGCUACAUACGGGCAGACACAGUUUACAACGGGGAUGCAACAAGCUACGGCUUAUGCCACUUACCCCCAGCCUGGCCAGCCCUAUGGAAUUCCUUCAUAUGGCAUCAAGACAGAAGGUGGAUUGGCACAGUCACAGUCUCCUGGACAGACGGGAUUUCUAAGCUACGGUGCCAGCUUUAGCACACCUCAACCUGGACAGGCUCCCUAUAGCUACCAGAUGCAAGGCAGCAGUUUUACAACAUCAUCAGGAAUAUAUGGAGGAAAUAAUUCACUCACAAAUUCUACUGGAUUUAAUAGCUCACAGCAGGAGUACCCCUCUUACCCCGGCUUUGGCCAGGGCCAGUACGCACAGUACUACAACAGCUCUCCGUACCCUGCACACUACAUGAACAGCAGCACCAGCCCCACCACGCCCUCCACCAACGCCACAUACCAGCUCCAGGAAGCACCAUCUGGCAUCGCCAGCCAGGCAGUCACAGAUCCUGCAGCAGAAUACAGUACAAUCCACAGUCCAUCGACACCCAUUAAAGAUUCAGAUUCAGAUAGAUUGCGGCGUAGCUCAGAUGGGAAGGCACGUGGACGUGGCAGAAGAAACAACAACCCUUCACCACCACCUGACUCUGAUCUAGAGAGAGUAUUCAUUUGGGAUUUGGAUGAGACAAUCAUCAUUUUCCAUUCCUUGCUUACAGGGUCCUAUGCUAACAGAUAUGGAAGGGAUCCACCCACUUCUGUGUCUCUCGGGCUCCGAAUGGAAGAGAUGAUUUUCAAUCUGGCGGACACACAUCUGUUCUUUAACGAUUUAGAAGAAUGUGACCAGGUUCACAUUGAUGACGUGUCGUCAGAUGACAACGGGCAGGAUCUAAGCACCUACAACUUUGGGACUGACGGCUUCCCCGCGGCGGCCACCAGCGCCAACCUGUGCCUGGCGACAGGGGUGCGCGGCGGCGUGGACUGGAUGCGGAAGUUGGCCUUCCGGUACCGACGGGUCAAGGAGAUCUACAACACCUACAAGAACAACAUUGGAGGUCUUCUUGGUCCAGCAAAAAGAGAGGCUUGGCUACAGCUAAGAGCAGAAAUUGAAGCUUUGACAGAUUCUUGGUUAACACUUGCACUGAAAGCACUCACCCUUAUUCAUUCAAGGACAAACUGUGUGAACAUUCUUGUAACAACUACUCAGCUAAUUCCAGCUCUGGCCAAGGUCUUGUUGUAUGGACUAGGGGUUGUAUUUCCCAUAGAGAAUAUUUACAGUGCAACUAAAAUAGGAAAGGAAAGUUGUUUUGAGCGAAUAAUUCAAAGAUUUGGAAGAAAAGUGGUGUAUGUUGUUAUAGGGGACGGCGUCGAGGAGGAGCAAGGCGCGAAGAAGCAUGCAAUGCCAUUUUGGAGGAUCUCGAGCCACUCUGACCUUAUGGCCCUGCACCAUGCCUUGGAACUGGAGUACUUGUAGCAGCUCAGCAGCACUUGGAAACCUCAGAGCCUCCUCCUGCCCGUGGCCAGGCUGCCUGUGUCUUGUGUCAGCACGGGGCUGCAGAACGUUGUGAUUCCAGCAUCCUGAGGUGCAGCUGCAGUCGGUCUGAACCCCUGCCCGUGCAGUGGGCGGAGGAGCUCAUCCUUGUCUCCGGCAGCUGUUGGCUCCCUGAGCCCCACGACAACAAGGAGCUGUGAGGAUGUGGGAAGAACUCAUCCUUACCCUGGCUGCCACCACAGGGCAAUGGAGGGGGGGGAAAGAAGGAAGCCGAAGGUUCAUACCUGUGAAGAAGAAAAAGGGACCUGUGAGUGCUUUGUAGUUUCUGGGCUCUUCAGUGUAAUUCAGACCAUCUCUUCAAGACAGCAAACUUGAUUGCACAAUGAAGACUGAGAGUAAUUGUUCUGUAAAGAAUGUUUACUUUUUUGUUUUCUCAUACCCAGGGUACUCUGUACAUUUUAUUUAUGAACAGACUGUAUUUUGACAUCAUAGAACUGAGGAUAUGUGUAAGAGGAGUGAAGGCUAUUGUAAGCCUUUGCCUCAUGGUACAGCAACUACUUUUGAUUUUAGCACAUUGCAGAGUAGUUUAAAAUAUGUCUAAUUUAAGCUGAUAGGUACAUCACUGAGACAAUCGUGUACAGGAAGAAUUUUUUGUGUAAAUUUGUAAUAAUGAAUGAUUCUUUUACAUAUUGCUAAGGUAAAUGCUGCUGACAGGCAGCACUGCCUUGACGGUGAAAGAGUGAGGCCGCAUCUGCACAGCUGCUGUGCUGACUCUUACCCACACCUUGGGUAUAAAUAUGUAGAUAAUGGGUUUAGAGCAAUUUGUCAAGACCAAAAGCAUGGAUGUCAAGUGUCAAUAUGAAUUGGGGUUGGUUCUUCUCAGCUGUUUCUCUGCCUCUUUCGUCUCUCGCCUACUCUGAUUAUGAAAAUACUGAUUUCUUCCCCCCGCCAUGAAGGAAAUACAGAUAAAACACAGCUGAAGAAGAGUCCUUUGCUGUCUUCUGUUUCCUCUUUAAAGUUACCACAACAACC